Messenger RNA from Anoplopoma fimbria (sablefish), 6613 nucleotides. RefSeq names its product family with sequence similarity 83 member Ha (gene sack1ha). Gene Ontology annotation, biological process: protein localization to cytoskeleton; positive regulation of cell migration; intermediate filament cytoskeleton organization. Gene Ontology annotation, cellular component: keratin filament. NCBI's taxonomy places the organism in Eukaryota, Metazoa, Chordata, Actinopteri, Perciformes, Anoplopomatidae. Gene Ontology annotation, molecular function: keratin filament binding. The record is from RefSeq and is a predicted model, not a curated record.
UAAGUCGAGGCGGGGCGAAAACAUUUUUUUUUGUCGACAGCAAGUCUCGCUCUCUGUGUGCUGUCUCAAACAUCCUCGCAAACAUGCCUCAAGCAUGACAAUAAACUGGUUGAGCUGGGUUACGGGGGGGAAAAGCGAUGAAACCGAAGAGUUUCGACACAUGGACUAGAAGCAGGUCGCAGCUUCGGAGGAAAACAUGGCGAAGAGCAAAUGAGGAGCUUAAAGUUUAACCGACGAGAAGCUUGACGAGUAGAAUAAGUGAGAAUGGCACAUCGCUCUCAGUGUUCCUCUGCUGGGGAUAACCCCCUGGACCCCAACUACCUCCCCCCUCACUAUCGGGAAGAGUACCGCUUGGCUAUCGACGCACUGAUCGAGGAGGACUUGGAGGGAUACUAUAAGUUCCUCAAAAAAGCAGAUGUGGUGGACUUCCUGUCCUCACCUGAAAUUCUGAAUAUUCAGAGCUCGAUUAAGGACCCUCAGCAGAUCUACAACCCUGAACAACAGUUUCUGGAGCUUGGAGGAGAUGGCUCCUCAGACACUUACUGGCCGCUUCACUCCGACCUGGACGCCCCAGGCUUGGACCUUGGCUGGCCUCAGCUGCACCACUUCAUUGGGCCCACAGAGGUCACAACUCUGGUCAACCCCCCUGAGCCGGAAAUGCCGAGUAUUAAGGAGCAGGCCAGACGACUUAUCAAGAAUGCACAGCAGGUAAUUGCUAUAGUGAUGGACAUGUUUACCGAUGUUGACAUUUUUGCUGAUAUCCUCGAUGCUGCCAGGAGGAAUGUUGCCGUCUACAUCCUUUUAGACAAGCAGAAUGCACAUCACUUUGUUGACAUGGUGUCCAAUUGUAGAGUCAAUCUACAGAACUUUCAACUUUUACGUGUGAGAACAGUGUCUGGCAUCACGUAUCACUGUCGCUCAGGGAAAUCCUUCAACGGUCAGAUGAUGGAUCGCUUCUUGUUAACAGACUGCAGGGCUGUACUGAGUGGGAACUACAGCUUCAUGUGGUCUUUUGAGAAGCUCCAUCGAUGCAUGGCACACCUUUUCCUUGGACAGCUUGUAUCUACUUUUGAUGAAGAGUUUCGGAUUCUGUUUGCUCAGUCCCUUCCGCUCAUGAUUGAAAAUGCCAUUCCAAUGGGAGAGCUUAGCCUUUCACAAAAGAGGCAAUAUCCAAGUGAUAGAACACUGUAUAGAGAGCCAAAGAAAUUUCAGCCACUGGACAACGCUCAACCAGAAGAAUGGCCGAGACAUUCCUAUGAUGAACGCAUGGACAUAGAUUGGAGAAUGAUGCCCCUUAAAAAGCAGGAGUCCAUGCACGGCCCUGCAGAUAUUUACAGUAGAUUUACAUCCCAGCAAUCUCGCAUGGAUCCAUCUUUUGAUAAGGGCUCCUCCAGGAAGCCCAUGAUGGAAAACCUCGCCUUGAAACGUCACAGUUAUACUGAAGAUGCUCAUGGUAGAUACUCUUAUCCAUUCUUGCAGCAGGGAAUGCCAGAGCCUGAGACACAGGGAAGGCCUUCCCACAGGGGGCAGCAGCCUGGACCAGUUCAAGGAAAAGAAGUAGAUUACAGUGGCUAUGACAAGUUCUGGAACCAAGACUUUUAUUCGGAAGAUCAGCACUCUGAACCUGGUUUACCACAAGAAAUUGAACCACUUGAUAACUUUGACCCUGUGCUUAACUACUUAUCAUCUACAAGAAUUGCAGACUUUGACCAGGGCUCAGAGAAUUUACUACCAGCAUCAGAUGUACCAUUUGGUUCUUCUCAUCCUAGAAGAUUAAAUGUAGGCCAGCCACAUGCUUGUCAAAAAUCUCCCACCCCCUCAAAUCUAACUGAUCAGAAGCAGUUUUUUCAGGAGCCUAAUGUUGACCGCAAGGAUCCUGUGGUGAAACGGGGGCUAAGGAACUGGAGGAUUAGCUCAUACCUCAGUGCACAUGAUAAUCCAGGAGAUGAAGGCCUGCCAUCGUCACCAGCUGAUUUACCAGAUACUUUUGAAGAGCCUUCUUUCCCCAUACAGCAAACACCAGGCAUACAUCUAUCAGUCCCUAAAAUCCCUAAUGUGAGAGAGUUUAAGGUUCCUGCAAUACCCAGGGCAAGUCAAAUUCCAAAUUAUGCCAAAACCACUGCACGAGAACAGCCAAAGAAAUUGCCUGAUGAACCUAUUCCAGUAUCAACAGAAACCAAAACAACACCGACACCUUCAGAAUCUUCAUCCACAACCGAAGUGGAAAAGAUAGAGGAGGUAGAGCAAAAGGAACCCAAAACUGCUGUUCUUCGAAGGGAGGAUUCCUUCCGUAGGAAUUAUAAUGCAGCUUUACCGAGGAGCUCUAGGUUAAGAUCCUCUCUGAUAUUCAGCUCUCUGGAGCAGCAGCAUAAUUCUCAAGAUACCAAAACUGCUCUAGACCAACAGGAUGAGGAAAGUGACAAAAAUGAGCCAGGACAGAAGAAACUACCUUUCGUUUCUCAUGUUUUGGGACAAAGGAGGCCUACUGCAAGAGAACCUUUUGAAUGGAGUCGUUACAUGAAGUCAUCCACCUGUGAUAACUCAGCCACAGACCCAUCCAAACCAGAUGAUGGAAACAGUACACAAGAUGAUAAAGAUUCACCAAAGGACAAAACGUCAAAGGACCUUUCAGAGGUACAAGAAUCAUUGAAACCACCAGCUGAAGAGCAAGCAAAUUCCUCACCAUGCAUGCCUGAAUCAAAGGGUUUUGAGGCCGAGUUGCCCAAAACUGUUCAGCCAGAACAGCCAACCAAAUCUUUGCUCACCACUCCAUUACAUGUAGAUAUGAGUGAUCCUGAUGAGAGGCUCCUGUUUUUCAAAGAGUUGGCAGCAAAACGCAAAGCUGCUAAGGCUACAGAAGCUGAAAAGAGCAAGGAGAAGCCUCCGAUGAAAUCACCAACUGAACUAAAAAACAAUACUUCUGUUAAAAAGGAUGAGCCUGUACCAAAAGAAACCUCUGAAAAGAUGGCUGACGCUUCAACAUCUGAGCGUCUAUUAGAUAAACAUGCUACUGCAGAGGAUUCAGGGAAAACGGCAUCAACAGAGACAUGCAAGCCAGUCAGUCCAUCUUUAGAUGCCAGUGAUAAGGCCAACAAGCAGGACAGUCUGGUCACGACUGAUCUCAAUACCUCCCAAAGCUGUAAACAAGAACAAACCAAAGUUUCAACUGAUUCAGAGAAGAUUGAGCUGAUGAACAGCCAGUCAGAAGAAGCUCUACCUGUUUCUGCGCAAACAGAAGUAAGUAACUCAGAGAAAUCACUAGAAGAGCCAAAGCUGUCAAAUAUUGCUGUAGAAAUGAGUAGCCCAAGUGUUCCACCUACACCAGCCAAAAUACACCACACACCACCAAAUGCUACUCCUGCUAGUGUUCCUUCUCUUGCACAAGGUACUGAUGAAAGUGAGAGCCAAUGCCUUGAUUCCAACACAAAGGAGUCUGGUUUACUCACUCCCAGUUCAGUGGAGGAACCACCAUUUUCUGCAAUGGCUGCAUUGGAUUCUAAAACCCCAAAUUCUGACACAUUUCAGUCAGAAACCAGCAUCUCCUCUCCUCCUCUGCUACCUGAACAAGACACUGGAUCAGAACUCAAAUCUUCCAACCCAUCAGGCCAAAGCUCUUCUGCUAAUCCUAUUGUGCCGGAUUCUGGUUCACAGAUCAAUCCAAGUCCUUCACCCUCUAGCUGUGCACUUCAUUCCACUCCAGCAGAGACCAUAUCCUCUAAUGGUACCCAAGAAGAUUCAAGUUCAACACAACGUUCCAGCACAUUGUCCCCAAAUGCACAGGAAUCUGUCAGCCCCUCACCGCCAGAACCCUCCAAAUUGACGUCAUCUGAGACCCUUUCAGCAGCUGACUCUGUACAUGCGGAAUCUGAUAUUUCUCCUGACAAAUGUGCUGCCGGUUUAGAGUCAAACACAUCUUCAUCGCAGUCCAGUUCAAAGAUAGACUCUGAACAAUCUACCCCCUCCCCAGCAGACACUCCCCCCAAGCAAUCUGCAGCAGAAACAAGCUCUCCUGUCCUCCCAGAUGUUACUCCAGAUGCUUCCCAGUCAGAAAGACAAGCGACCCCACCCUCCGAACUUAACCUGACAGGAUCUGUCUCUCCCACUCCUAUUGAAACAGUAACAUGUUCUUCUCCUCUAACGGAGUCUGUCGGAUCAGUUUUGUCCCCUGAGGCUGAAAAAACAUGCAUUGCAUUGCACAGCCCCUCAGAGACUGAAUGUCUUCCCAAGCAGAUUGCAACAAACUCAACUGAAACUCCAAUGCUUCCUUCAACAGAAACGUCUAGCCCAACUGAGCCUACCUCAAAAGUCCCAACAGAGCCAACUCUGUCAAGCAAAACACCUGAAUCUGUGACUUUUGAACCCCAACCUUCAGAGCUACCUGUAUCUGCUGAAAAUAGUAAUCUGGACAGGCAGAAUGAAGUGAGCAAAGAGCCUGAAAUGCCUGACCCUGAUGAGAUAAAGACAGAUGAUACUGAGGCCACAAAUAAGGUUAAUAAAACAACUACACAGGAGUCAGCUUGCAAUGAGCAAACAAAUGAACAAGUAGGGCAAAAUAACUGCUCCGAACAGCCAGAGAUCACAUCAGAUGAAGCCGUUCCUGCAUCACCACAGUCCAAGCAGCCAAAAUCAGGUCAAUCUCGCUACCAAUCAUCAACAGCUAAUGUGCUCUCAAGCAGCAACCUGAGAGACGAUACAAAGAUUCUUUUAGAGCAAAUUUCUGCUAAUAGCCAAAGCAGGAUCGAAGCUGCUAAAGAGUCUCCUGUAACCGAUGACGAGAAAGAAGACGAAGCUGACAAAAAUGCCAAAAGGGAAAAAGAAAGAGGGAUCAGGUCACUUAACAGAGGGCAGCCUAAGACAAGUCAGGAGCGUGAGAUGCUGCUGGAGAGGAUUCAGAGCAUGAGGAAGGAGAGGAAAGUUUACAGCCGAUUUGAGAUGGCACCUUAAAUGGGAUCCAAAAGAACAAAGUCAAUUGAAGGCUGAAAUGAUGACCAAGAUAUUUUCUUACCAAAGACAUUUAAUAGAAAUGGGACUUCGCAAACAAGACAUAUCGUGUGAAGAAGAAGCAGGGUACCUGUAUCGGUGGCACUGAACUUUAAAAUGUGUAAAACUACCGGUAAUACAAAUUAAUUCAAGCCUAUUGUCAUGAUAACAUGUGCCAUGACCAACAAAGGGCUUCUUUCUGAGGGUGAAUUACCAAGUUGCUACAGGCGUGAAAGGAAAAUGGACUGAGGCUACAUGAGAGGGAGUCAAAUAUGAUAUUACUGACUGCAUGGGUCAAGUGCAAUGUUUGCAACAGAAUGUGUCUGGAUUGAGGUCUGACCUUGCCUUUUUUGCAGCAAUCACAGCCAUUACGUUAAUGUUUGCUGUUUUUAAGACUAAAUGUGAUGUAAAAGUGUAAAAGACCAUUUAAAGUAGGGUUUAUGAAACUGUAAUAUAUUGUUGUUUAUAUUGUAGUAUUUCCCAACCGUGUUAAACAAUGAUGUAAAUCACAUGUGUUUGUGAAGCCAGUGAAUACAUAAAUUCCUAUGCAUGCAGGACUAUUGUUAUUCUGCUUUAAAUUGUAGCUUCAGGUCUUUGGUAUCUGAAUCAAACAUUGAAUUAAAAAAAUAUGAACAGACAUAAACAGAAUUGCAGUUUAAAUAUGAUAGUUAUUAAUAAUGAAUAAUUGAACACUGUACAGAACAUACUGUUUAUUGCUUUUUUCCCCCCAGUCUAUUAUCCAGUAAGCCUUAAGGUUUCAUGUCAAUAUUUCAAGCUGCACCUGGUUGCCUUAAAGAGUCAGUUCACACAAAUUAUCUGAAUCAUCCACAUUUUUUUUUAUUUUAAAGAUUGGUGAAACAAACAAACAUGUUUCAUGUUGAAUGAAAAAUGUUACUUUUUAAGUGUUUAAAGCCAAAGCUACCUGAUUGGCUAGAUGCCAGAGGGCUAAGUGACUACACAGGAAUUCACUUCUUUAAAUGAAACUUGUCAUACCUGUACACUGAAAUAAGAAAUUCCAAAACUGCAAAGACUUUACACAUGCCAUUUGUAAAUGAAAUUUCUCUAAAAUGUGUUUUUAUAUCUUCUGUGUGACUAAGGUUUCAAAAUGUUCCUGAGAUGUAUAGACAUUUUUUAAAGCAGACGUUUUGACUUGUCAUAAUAUGAAAAGCACAGGUGUUCAAGUACUUGUAAGCCAUGACAGCGUGAACGUUAGGCAGCAUGAACAAAACCAGGACCCUGAAAAAGCAGCUAAAUGGAAUACAGCCAUAAUUCAUUUUAAUACUUUUACUUUUCUUGCUGUGACACAAUGUCACAAUGUCUUCAGUGAAAAAGACCCAUUCUUUUAAUCCGUCCCUAAAAAAACAUCUUCUAUUUAAUGUUCCGAAAAUGACAUAACUUCCCGGAAACAUCAGUUUUGUGAGUAAUUAGGUUUGAAACAUCUGCCAAAAUACGACAGAAUGACAUUUUAAAUGUUUUUGAUUUAUGCUUGAUUGAAAGUCAGUGGAUUAAUGAACAUGUAGUUCUUUUCCGCUUAAUGACAUCAUGACUAAUUUACCAUGUGAAACACAAGACAUCCCUUAAUCCGUGUCUCACCACAAUGACAAUUCCUCUAGCACCACUGAGAAGUAGUGAA